This is a messenger RNA of Cottoperca gobio, 5628 nucleotides long. RefSeq names its product calcitonin receptor (gene calcr). Gene Ontology annotation, molecular function: calcitonin receptor activity. The coding region runs from base 140 to 2674 and encodes 844 amino acids. Gene Ontology annotation, biological process: adenylate cyclase-activating G protein-coupled receptor signaling pathway; positive regulation of cytosolic calcium ion concentration; cell surface receptor signaling pathway. Lineage: Eukaryota; Metazoa; Chordata; Actinopteri; Perciformes; Bovichtidae. The transcript has 22 exons. Gene Ontology annotation, cellular component: plasma membrane; axon. The record is from RefSeq and is a predicted model, not a curated record.
GGAGCGCAGAAGCAGCGAGUCAGUCUCCGAGGGAGGACAGCACCGGGCUUCUCUGAACCUCCUCAGCAUCUGCUUCUUUCACUGGGGCUGCUGUUUCUAAGAUCUGUUGAAGUAAGGGAUUCGCCUGUGAGAGGAAGAUAUGAAGUUAGCGGGCUCCCUUUGGAUCCUUUGCUUUCUCCUUGUGCGCAGGGUAGCUGGAGGUGCUGAGUCAAUCUCAGAUCCAUCACUCAGGCCUGGACAUAGCAUGACAGAUGGACAGGGCCAGGCGGUGAGCCAGGGUCAAUAUAAAUGUCUUAAGCUGUCCAACAAAGACCACCAAGAAAACAGAACCGGUGCGUUCUGUGGGCGUAUGUGGGAUGGCUCUCUGUGCUGGGAUGAGACACCGGCUGGGACAUCGGUAACACAAAACUGUCCAGAUCACCUUGACCUGGAUCCGACUGAAAAAGUGACCAAAUAUUGUGCUGAACUGGGUAACUGGGUCCAGACUGCCUUCACUUGUCAACCAGCUUCAGAGAACAAAUUAGAGAAGGAAGUUCCCCAUUUGUUAAGGGAUGCUGCUGGAGAGCCGACAACAGACUCCACAGGGGUUAAAUCAGAAAAAGGUGGUGCUGUGGAGAAAAUGAUCCUCGCAAACCAAAAGAAAUGCUUGGAGAAAAUAAAGCAAGAUCCGCCUUAUAACAAAACAGGGCUGCACUGCAGUCGUAACUGGGACGGCUGGCUGUGCUGGGACAACACUCCGGCGGGAACUUACACUUCUCAAAACUGCCCUAAUUACUUUGGCGACUUUGACCCGACGGUAAAGGUAACAAAGUACUGUGCAGAGGAUGGCCAGUGGUCUCACCAUCCAGAGUCCAGUAUGACUUGGACCAACUAUACACUCUGUGCAACCACCCAUAACAAGAGACUGAGGGCAGCCGCCCAGCUCUCGGGGGACACUGAGGUGCUGCCUGCUGGUGAGGCAACAGUCAGCCCCAUGGUUAACCCCCAAGAAGAGGAAAUUGUGAGAAAGAAAAUCCUCGACAGCCAGUACAAAUGCUUUGAGAAAAUGAAUCGAGAUGUAUCUUAUAACAAAUCAGGGCUGCACUGCAGUCGUAACUGGGACGGCUGGCUGUGCUGGGACGACACUCCAGCGGGAACCAUCACAUCGCAGAACUGCCCAGAUUAUCUGUUUGACUUUGACUCCACAGAAAAGGCAACUAGGUACUGUGGAGAAGAUGGGCAGUGGUUUCACCAUCCAGAGAGCAACAGGACUUGGACCAACUAUACAGUCUGUGCUGUCAGCACUAAGGAGAGGUUGAAGGCAGCUGCCCAGCUCUCGGGGGAUACUGAGGUGCUGCCUGCUGGUGAGGCAACAGUCAGCCCCAUGGUUAACCCCCAAGAAGAGGAGAUUGUGAGAAAGAAAAUCCUCGACAGCCAGUACAAAUGCUUUGAGAAAAUGAAUCGAGAUGUAUCUUAUAACAAAUCAGGGCUGCACUGCAGUCGUAACUGGGACGGCUGGCUGUGCUGGGACGACACUCCAGCGGGAAUUUACGCCUCUCAUAACUGCCCCAAUUAUUUUGUCGACUUUGACCCGACAGAAAAGGCAACUAAGUACUGUGGGGACGAUGGGCAGUGGUUUCGUCACCCGGAUACCAACAGGACUUGGUCCAACUACACACUCUGCAACGAAAACACUAAGGCAAAGUUGAAGUCAGCGUACAUCCUGUUUUACAUGGCAAUUGUGGGUCACGCUUUAUCCAUAGCCUCCCUGCUGAUCUCUCUGGCCAUCUUCUUCUACUUCAGGAGUAUGAGCUGCCAAAGGAUCACCCUUCACAAGAACCUCUUCUGCUCGUAUGUGCUCAAUUCAGCCCUCACCAUCAUCUCCCUCGUAGCGGUGGUCAAUAAUCCUGAAGUAGUGGGCAGAAACCCGGUUGGCUGUAAGGUGUUGCAAUUCUUCCACAUGUACAUGCUGGGCUGCAAUUAUUUCUGGAUGCUGUGUGAAGGCAUCUACCUGCACACGCUCAUCGUGGUGGCUGUUUUUGCAGAAGAGCAGCAUCUGCAUUGGUACUACCUCCUGGGCUGGGGCUUUCCUCUAGUGCCUGCAUCCAUCCACGCCGUGGCAAGGAAAAAGUAUUUUGAUGACAACUGUUGGAUGAGUGUGGAAACCCAUCUGCUCUACGCGGUCCAUGGUCCUAUAGUGGCAGCGCUUCUUGUGAACCUCUUCUUCUUACUAAAUAUUAUAAGAGUGUUGGUGACCAAGUUGAGAGACACUCACCGGGCAGAGUCCAACAUGUACAUGAAGGCAGUGAGAGCCACCCUGAUCCUGGUGCCCCUGCUGGGAAUACAGUUUGUUAUUUUCCCCUGGAGGCCAGAGAACCGCCUAGCUGGGGAGGUCUACGAGUACAUCAUGCACAUACUCAUGCACUACCAGGGAUUACUGGUGGCAACAAUAUUCUGCUUCUUCAAUGGAGAGGUGCAGGCAGCUCUAAAGAGACAGUGGAUGCAGUAUAAAACCCAGUGGGGUCAGAGAAGAAAGGACCACUGCUCAAUGCGCUCCACGUCCUACACGGCCACCUCCAUCACAGAGGUGCCCGCUUUCAUGUACCACAAUGACUCUAACAGCAAACACUUGAACGGGCGGCACGUUGAGGACUCUGAACUGGUGGCACUAAAAUCAGGAGAGACGUACGCUUGAGCCACACCGGAGGAUAAAGAGUGUAGCGGUGGGACCAGCCGAAGAAGAGCAACUGAGCAACGGAGAUGUGCAGUAAGAAAGGAAAAUCUGGUUUGCCUGGCUGCAUCUCAGUGAUUCAAUCUCAGAGGCUGAUGCUGCUUUGUUCAGCCCGGGACAACGAGGUACGGGAUACGGGUUCGGAAAGAUGGAUCAGCUACAAGGCUGACACUUCGAUUCACUUUACAUCGCUGUCGCGGCUGCUUUCUGACAAACUCUGAUGUCAAGAACUUGUGGCAUGAGACAAGAGCUGCUUUUGACACGUGUCACUUCCUAAAGCUGCUAAAAAUGUGUGAGUGCUCUCACAGUGACGGAGACUUGUGCUGGUGUGGAGACAGAAAUAACUGUGACUGUAAUGAAGGUGAGGGGAUUUUGUGUUUGAGACGAUGGCGCUGAAUGUGAAAGGGAUCGACAUGAGUUGUGUUUGAUGGUGUCAUGAAGAGGAUUUGUAAGUAGAAGAACCAAUCCUUCCUCACCUCACCUAUACCUAAUGGUACUUUAUCCUGGUUAAAGCAAUGGAAGGGCAUCCAGCUCAGCACAGAUGGUGGUACCCUGCUCCUAAAGACACACACACACACACACACACACACACACACACACACACACACACAACACAAACAAACUUCACAAACCUGAUCAUAUGUGCCGUGAAAGAGGUCACAUUUUAAAGAAUCCCUCUGUGCUUGAAGCUCUGGAAUUGUGUACAUAAUGUAUGUUCACCAUGUUUCACAUGAAAAAAGUGUUCAAAUGUUUUAAAAAGUGUUUUAUUUUUGUUUUAUAUUAAUAUUUUAUUCUUGCCCAUUCUUAAGUAUGUGUUAAGUGUGUGUGUGUGUGUGUGUGUGUGUGUGUCCUGUGAGGCUGCACUCCAAACUGCUUUGUCGUUUCUGCAGUUGUUGUAUUUGUGCCAAUGCCGAACAUCACAGGGCGAAGCAAGAAUAAGUUAAAUGCACAGAAAAAAUCGAUGAAUAAGAGGUUGAACAGACACAAGAGUUGUUUCACUGUGUUGGAGUCGAGUAUGCUAUCAAUUAUUCUGACAAACAAGUAGUUUCUCUACAGUGUGGAAGCUGCACGGUCUUAUUUUACUCACUAGCAUUCGUUGUCCUGCUCACAAAGCCUUUUAAUCGAUCUCCAUAAUUGUUCUUUUGUUUUUAAAAAGGGAUAUUCUGUCCUCGUGUAGCAUUUUGUAUGAACGUGCAUCCAGGGCAAAGGAAAACGUCUUGCUAAAGUUGAAAUGAUGACAAGAGUCAACACAUUAAAGGCAUGCUCACAUCUUGCUCACAAUCUUGCAGCAAACAUGAAUUAUUCCUAACUCUCUGUCCUAAAUACGUUCAUUAUACUCUAUUGUCAUUUUAUUGUUGCUUUGUUAUAACUGUGCCAUAAGAUUCUAAAGGAUGAAUGUUAAGAGUCUUGAUAGUGAAUUUAAGAGUGAUUACAAACAAAAGAACACAGUUUGCUGUCUAUCAGUAGCCCCUGUUUAAAGAAAUCACCGGCUUUGUUGGAUUCAGUGUCUUGAAUUUCACAAUAAAAGAUACUUUGAGCUUCUAAACUGCAUAUCAUAUGGCAGACAUUUGAACUCAGCCAGGGAAAAUAUUACCAUCCUCUCGAAAGCGUUCAGCUGGCUCAGGCCGCUGUGUUUUGUUUGUCGCCACUUCCUGUUUGUGUUGGAGAAAAAAAGGUCAGAGAACUUAAAUCUUUGCCUUCUUUGAGGAUAAAGACUCGGAAUAUUCUGUAUUUCUGUUAUUGUCAACAAACCCCUUGAGAAAAAAUAAUACAUUAGUCUGUCUCUCAAUACUUCCCGACUUCCCUAUCCCGAGUGCGGCACUUAGCAUCAAGAUGUAAAAACAUUUACAAAAAAAAACAAAUAUGAUUAUCACAAGAAUACUUUUAACCUCCUUUGGCUAUCUGAGAUGACAUGUUGUGUCUACACGGGUGCUACUGUGUUAUUAUCUGUUGAAUGUCUGGUCAAUACGUGAUGGUUUUAAGUCAUUGUCAUUGUUAACUGGAAUAACAAGAUGUGUGUGAAACGUCUGAGAUCUUAGAAGGUUAUAAUGAAGUUGAAGAGUUUGAAAUGUAUUUUUCCAUGGACCUAUAAUGUGAAGCCGAGACAACAUUUGCACAUUUAGUCACACAGAAUAAGGCUCUGAAGUUGAUCUUUACAGAAUGUAAGUAAAUUCACAUUGUAAUAAUUGGCUUAUUAAUUACCAUUCAUAUACAAUAAAAUGUCAAAUAUAAAUUGUGCUUUCUUCUAUGUCAAUAUGACUACAUAAAUAGGGCCGUAGGAAAAAAACUACCUUCAAAUAUAUAAUAUUUGGAUGUUUAUCUGGGAAGAAAUGUGAACACUGAAAUUGGUCUAAUUAGGUUAUCAAAUCAUAUCAAUGAUGCUAUUGCAAGCUCUUAACUAGCUGUUAAGUACAGUUUAGCCAACAGAAAAUACAUUAGCAGUGAGUCCUAUGUCGUAGCUUCACUUAAAAAAAUCCCCCCCCCCCCCCCCCAGACAUGUGGACCUAUUGCAAUAUAAUAUUUUAAGACUUGUGGCGUGCAAAGAAGGAGCGGAGAGAGACAAUCAAUCAUCACGCUAUGAUGGAAGAGUGGGUUUCACUGCUAAUUUUAAAGUAUUUUAUUUAUUUUAGUAGUAAAUUCAUCUAACUCUUUGUCACACUGUAAGACGCACUAUUACUCUUCUGGGUUUGGGGGACACAGAUGCUGUAUAUUUUGUAUGUUCAUGCCCAUGUAAAUAAGAGCAGACACUGUAAUAUGAUCGAUUCUUUUUUUUUUACACUGUGAAUUACUCUGACAGCUAUUUUUGUUAUGCUCCUGUCGUUCAUUUUGGCUUGUGUUUGUCUUUUUCUCCCUCUCAGCAUGGAAUGACAUCAUGUUCAAAGCUGACAUAAAAAAAAAUGCAUUUUGUAAAAGACAAA